Messenger RNA from Entrophospora candida, 396 nucleotides. Lineage: Eukaryota; Fungi; Glomeromycota; Glomeromycetes; Entrophosporales; Entrophosporaceae. The record is from the annotation of a GenBank genome assembly.
AUGUCGAACGCUAUAAAGCAGAAUCUUUAUUUGCAAGUUACAGUGAUUUAUGAAACGGAUCAAGCAUCACCACUAACUAAAAAAGAAAUUCAACAAAUUUUAGAUCAUUCUCAAAUACAAAGCAACAAUAACAAAAGCAUUAUACAUAGAAUUUUCUUUUUAAUUAGUUUAUUAUGUGGUUUAAGAGGAGGUGAUGCAUAUAAGCUUGAAAUGCAAAGUUUUUCUAGACGUUUAGAUGGAGGGUUAAAUUUAUCAUUAUAUACUGAAAAAAAUAAUCAAAUGGGAAUGUUUAAACGAAACAAAUAUGGAAAAAGUACAGCUAGAAAAAUUCCUAUGCCAGCAGACCAAGAGAAUGGAAGAUAUAAGCCAAUUAAUGAUAUAUUAGCAAAAGACUGA